CUAAACAUCUUGGGUCGAAAGCUAGUACUUGUCAACCAUGCGCCCUGUAAGGCAGGCUGGGAGGAUUGGAGUGGAUGGGGUCAGAAACCUGAACCGGCCAUGAAGGAAUUUUUCGAUUAUCGUCUGCUGACAAAGUUUGUUGUGUACUAAAGAGAGUCUUGACAAAACUUGGAUAAAAUUAGGCUCGAACGUGUUAAACAGCAACAAUCAAAUCUCUUUAACGAAGAUUCUAAAAUUUUUGUAGAUUUUUCAAAGAUUUUUUGAAACAGUUUGUACUAUGAGUAACAGUGGUAUACUUUUCUUGAAAUGCAGUCAUAGCACCAUUCAAGUUAACCCGAUUGAAGAGAAACUGUUUUGAGUUUCUGACUCCUUUUUUCAUUGAGGAUUUCAUUAUUAUAAAACGUCUUUAAUGUUUGACAUCUUGGAGCACCCAACAUUUGAUGUGACACUGACGUCCCUAUGUAUAAGACAAGCUAACAGAGCAGUUCGAUUGGGUCAGUAUUAUUCUGUGAGCUGGCUCACGUGACCUUCGCCUGCUUCAGCCUGAUACACUAACAGCCUCCAAGGCUGACAACAGGCAUUACGGCUAUCAUGGAAAAAUUCUGGACGGUUUUGCGGCUUUUAAAAAUAGUUGUGGCAGUAUUGACAUUGACCUCAGCGGUAAAGGGUCAGGUCGGGUCAACACAAGCAGAAACUGCACAGACAAUAAGUGACCUUCGGUAUGUCCUGGGGUCAAAUUAUUCUUUGCUUGUGGCAGCCUACUGGAGGCACAUGAUCGCAUCCUGUGAGCUGGUCAGUUACAAGAUGGCCAAUGAUUUACAAACAAGAAAUUUAAACAAAUUUUGUGUAUUCAUGAUUCCUUGCCCAGUGGUGUAUCCCAGUCAAUCGUGUCUUGUACAGGUCACUGCAUUGUAUAUAAAUCUGGCCUGUUGUCCAAACAUCCCAUUUAUUGAAGAAGCCACCACAGUGCCGUCAAGGGUGUUCACAUCCCCACAACCGACAUGUCCGUACGGCCCAGUGCUUCCAGAUUCCAAAAUCUACGGAGGCUUUGAAGCAGAACCCGGCGAGUUUCCUUGGGUGGUCAUGCUACUGAGAGACGGAGUUUUCUUCUGCGCAGGGACAAUCGUCGACAGUACACACGUCAUGACUGCCGCCCAUUGUUUCAAGUAUUUCCCAGAAAGCGCUGUCUACGAAGUCCUCGCUGGCCACCACAAGUUUGACAUCAGCCAGUCGGAAGUGGGAGAUCAGAGAGUCGCGGUCAAGACGAUCAAAGUACAUGAAAAUUUUAAUCAAAAUACUUACAGCAAUGACAUCGCAAUGAUCACACUCACCUCGCCACUGACUAUAACAAGCUAUGUCACCCCAGCGUGCCUUCCUUCAGUGUCGGAUUCCUUAGAACCAACUUGUACAGUAGCCGGCUGGGGUAAAACAAAUGGUGGUAAACCUCCGACUGUACUUAUGAACGUAAGACUAAAUGCUUACAACGCCACGGAGUGUCUGAAAACGUUUGACCAGUCCAAGAACUUACUGGACAUUCAGGUAGCCAACGACAUGAUUUGUGCAGCCAACGGAACAUUUGGCGGGAAAGACUCUUGCACGGGCGACUCGGGCGGGCCGCUCAUGUGCAGCAAGAUGACGUCAGACGGUAGCUACAGGUACUUUGUGUUUGGUAUUGUGUCCAACGGGAACGGUUGCGCCAUUCCAGGGGAGCCAGGAGUGUAUACAAAUGUGGCCAGAUUUCUGAAUUGGAUAAAAGACAAUACGAUAAACUCAUGAGAAACCGAUUAUUGUAAUUAGCGUAUAUAUAGUUACUUGUUUAUUGUUUUGUUGUUGUUGUUGUUUUUGUAAAUAUAUUUCAUACCUCGCACUGAAAAUAAAGACACCUGUACCAUU
Messenger RNA from Biomphalaria glabrata, 1893 nucleotides. RefSeq names its product trypsin-like. NCBI's taxonomy places the organism in Eukaryota, Metazoa, Mollusca, Gastropoda, Planorbidae. The transcript has 9 exons. Gene Ontology annotation, molecular function: serine-type endopeptidase activity. The coding region runs from base 592 to 1776 and encodes 394 amino acids. Gene Ontology annotation, biological process: proteolysis. The record is from RefSeq and is a predicted model, not a curated record.